GCGGGACUCAGCGGGCCAGAGAGCGCGGCGGGCCACCCCCGGCUCAGCCCGUGGAUGCUGACCGCCCCCUCGGAGAGUCCCCGCAGACAUGGCGGAGAGCUGGCUGCGCCUCUCGGGAGCUGGGCUGGCGGAGGAGGCCGGGCCGGAGGGCGGCCUGGAGGAGCCCGACGCCCUGGAUGACAGCCUGACCAGCCUGCAGUGGCUGCAGGAAUUCUCCAUUCUCAACGCCAAGGCCCCCGCCCUGCCCCCGGGGGGCACCGACACGCACGGCUACCACCAGGUGCCAGGUUCGGCGGCGCCGGGGUCCCCCCUGGCGGCCGACCCCGCCUGCUUGGGGCAGCCGCACACGCCGGGCAAGCCCACGUCGUCGUGCACGUCGCGGAGCGCGCCCCCGGGGCUGCAGGCCCCGCCCCCCGACGACGUGGACUACGCCACCAACCCGCACGUGAAGCCUCCCUACUCGUAUGCCACGCUCAUCUGCAUGGCCAUGCAGGCCAGCAAGGCCACCAAGAUCACCCUGUCGGCCAUCUACAAGUGGAUCACGGACAACUUCUGCUACUUCCGCCACGCAGAUCCCACCUGGCAGAAUUCAAUCCGCCACAACCUGUCUCUGAACAAGUGUUUCAUCAAAGUGCCUCGGGAGAAGGACGAACCAGGCAAGGGGGGCUUCUGGCGCAUCGACCCCCAGUACGCGGAGCGGCUGCUGAGCGGAGCUUUCAAGAAGCGGCGGCUGCCCCCUGUCCACAUCCACCCAGCCUUUGCCCGCCAGGUUGCACAGGAGCCCAGCGCUGUCCCACGGGCCAGGCCGCUGACGGUGAACACCGAGGCCCAGCAGCUACUGCGGGAGUUCGAGGAGGCCACCGGGGAGGCAGGCUGGGGUGCAGGCGAGGGCAGGCUGGGGCAUAAGCGCAAACAGCCGCUGCCCAAGCGGGUAGCCAAGGUCCCGCGGCCCCCCAGCACCCUGCUGCCCACCCCGGAGGAGCAGGGUGAGCUGGAACCCCUCAAAGGCAACUUUGACUGGGAGGCCAUCUUCGACGCCGGCACUCUGGGCGGGGAGCUGGGUGCGCUGGAGGCCCUGGAGCUGAGCCCACCUCUGAGCCCCGCCUCACACGUGGACGUGGACCUCACCAUCCACGGUCGCCACAUCGACUGCCCCGCCACCUGGGGGCCUUCGGUGGAGCAAGCUGCCGACAGUCUGGACUUCGACGAGACCUUCCUGGCCACAUCCUUCCUGCAGCACCCCUGGGACGAGAGCGGCAGUGGCUGUCUGCCCCCAGAGCCCCUCUUUGAGGCCGGGGACGCCACCCUGGCCUCCGAUCUGCAGGACUGGGCCAGCGUGGGGGCCUUUUUGUAAGAGGCCAGGCCGUGCCCCACCUCUGGACAGUGCCCAAGUCAGGGCCCAGAACUACCCCCCAACACAGGUCCACAGACACCCCACCACCCAGGCAGGGGCUGGGCCAGGGCUCCAAGGCUGGCCCCACAAGGCCACAUGGUCACCAGCCCCAGCUGCCAUCAGAUUCAAGCCCAGGAGGCUGAGAACGAGGGCCCGGGACCAGAAUCGCCGCCUCCUCUCCCCAGCCCCUCUUGUACACACAGUGUUUCAUUGCUCCGCAUCUUCCCAGCCCCAGAAACCAGCUAAAGGGCCCUUCGCCAUGAGAGCCUAGGCCUGGAGGGGCCCGGGUCAGGCUGGGGAGAAACAGAACCGGGCCCUCCCAGAGCACCUCCACUUCCCCCCUGCUUCCCCAGGUCUCUAUCCAGAGAGAGUCCCCAGGUACAACAAAUGCUAAUUAGAUGACAGCAAAUUAACCCCCUGGAGGCUUCUCCCGGCAGAGCCUCCCUGGAGCCGGGGGCAGGCAGUGGAUGGGGCGGAGCUGAGCAGA
Piliocolobus tephrosceles (Ugandan red Colobus) is the source of this 1880-nucleotide messenger RNA. It is a transcript of the gene FOXJ1, whose product is annotated as forkhead box J1. The transcript has 2 exons. Gene Ontology annotation, biological process: regulation of transcription by RNA polymerase II. Gene Ontology annotation, cellular component: nucleus. The record is from RefSeq and is a predicted model, not a curated record. NCBI's taxonomy places the organism in Eukaryota, Metazoa, Chordata, Mammalia, Primates, Cercopithecidae. Gene Ontology annotation, molecular function: DNA-binding transcription factor activity, RNA polymerase II-specific; RNA polymerase II cis-regulatory region sequence-specific DNA binding. The coding region runs from base 89 to 1354 and encodes 421 amino acids.